Messenger RNA from Arabidopsis lyrata subsp. lyrata, 1844 nucleotides. RefSeq names its product E3 ubiquitin-protein ligase CHFR. Lineage: Eukaryota; Viridiplantae; Streptophyta; Magnoliopsida; Brassicales; Brassicaceae. Gene Ontology annotation, cellular component: nucleus. Gene Ontology annotation, molecular function: metal ion binding; ubiquitin-protein transferase activity. Gene Ontology annotation, biological process: ubiquitin-dependent protein catabolic process; mitotic cell cycle checkpoint signaling; protein ubiquitination. The coding region runs from base 222 to 1661 and encodes 479 amino acids. The record is from RefSeq and is a predicted model, not a curated record. The transcript is spliced from 16 exons.
UUACACAAAUCAAACCUUUCUUUAAAAAAUUAAAAAUGGAGAGAUUCUUCAACAGAGAGAAACCCUAGACGAAUAGAGGAAUCGUGCUUACCACUCUCUUUCUCGAAUCAUCUUCUUCUUCGCGACGAGAUUAAAGAGAGAGACUUUCUUAGUUUCUGUUGAAAUCUCUUAUUUUCGAGUAUCUACUACUGUUCCUACGAGAUUUUGGAAUUGGAAGUCCGAUGACGACGGCGGAAACUGGACAAUCCUCUGGUUCCAAAACCUCUGAUGAUGCAUGGGCUAAACUGGUUCCUCUGGACACUAGAUUCUCAGACAUUGAGAUUAAGAGCAAUGAUAUGGUAAUAUGCUCUGAGAUUAAACCAUCUUCAGUAGAGAGACAUGAAUGGUGCAGAAUAACUAAGAAUUUGGGUCAAGGUUCUGCUACUAUACAUAAUAAGAGUUCGGAUGCUAUACUUGUUGACGAGGCUGUCAUCCCGAAAGAUGGUGCUGUCGAUAUCAUUAGUGGAUCUGAAAUUGUUCCUGGCCCUGAAGGUCAAGAUACAGAAGCUGAAGUUUCAGACAUUAUUUCAAGUUACUGUUUGUGUUACCUGCAGUACAGAUUUACAAUAAUGCCAGCUCCAGAAUCCAGAACUCAGCUAUUACAGAUUUUAAUAGACCCCGAACAUGCAAAAUGCAGUAUCUGCUUAAACAUAUGGCACGAUGUUGUCACAGCUGCACCUUGCCUUCAUAAUUUCUGUAAUGGCUGUUUUUCAGAAUGGAUGCGGAGAUCGGAGGAAAAACAUAAACAUGUAUUAUGUCCACAGUGCAGAACAACAGUACAAUAUGUGGGGAAAAAUCAUUUUCUAAAAAACAUACAAGAGGAUAUAUUAAAAGUGGAUGCUGCACUGAGACGACCAGCUGAAGAUAUUGCAGUGUUGGACUCAUCUGCAUCUAUACAAUCAAAUCUUAUCAUUGGGAGCAAGAGAAAACGUCGUUUGAAUAUGCCCUCGCCCACACUUGAAGAAAGAGAUAACUUGCGUUUGCAAUGCCCACAAUGUGUUGCUAAUAUUGGGAGCUAUCGGUGUGAACAUCAUGGUGCGCAUCUGCAAUGUCACAUGUGUCAAGGAAUGAUGCCCUUUAGAGCCAAUCUCCAAGUGCCGUUACACUGCAAGGGAUGUGAUAGGCCGUUUUGCGGUGCUUACUGGAGUUCCGAGAAUGUUACACAAGGUGUAUCUAGUCCAGUCUGCGGUCGCGAAACUUUCAGACCUAUCUCAGAACGCACAAUUACAAGGAUUCCAUUCAUAACCCAUGAAAUGAAUCGCCAUGAACAAGAUAUAACGCAAAGAUGCAUUACCCAUAUGGGGAAAACUGUGCCGGAUGUUGUAGCAGAGUGGCUUAGGCUUUUCAACAAUAGAGAAAUCGACCGCUCGAGAAUGCCUCUCAAUCAUGCUGAGAUGAUAACUGCAUCAACACAUGUUUGCAAUGAUUGUUAUGAUAAGCUGGUGGGGUUCCUUUUAUACUGGUUCCGGAUAACACUGCCGAGAGAUCAUUUGCCAGCGGAUGUAGGAGCGAGAGAAGAUUGUUGGUAUGGAUACGCAUGUAGGACACAACACCACAACGAAGAACAUGCUCGUAAACGUAACCAUGUAUGUCGUCCUACCAGAGGGAACCAUCACUUUUAGUCCGCAUUUCGUCUUUCCUCGACAAGCUUUUGAUUGUAUUUUGGGAUAAUCUCUGUAUGAGUACUAGAAACUGUUCAAAAUGGAUAAACUAUAAUCUGAUAUGUACUAUAGAAGAUGAUGUCGGGUCAAAAAAUAUCCAUUUUGCUUUGAUAAAACUAUAAAAGUAAUGAUAUUCUAGAAAAA